Messenger RNA from Prunus armeniaca (apricot), 690 nucleotides. Lineage: Eukaryota; Viridiplantae; Streptophyta; Magnoliopsida; Rosales; Rosaceae. The record is from the annotation of a GenBank genome assembly.
AUGGAGUUCUACAAGAAGAGGUCUAUGUUGAGUAGCCGGAAGGCUCUCUAUGGUCUAAAACAAGUUCCGAGAGCUUGGUAUGGAGAGAUUGACAAUUACUUCUCACAGUGUGGUUUCAAGAAGAGCUUGAGUGAACCAACUCUGUACAUAAAAGCAAGGGGAGAAGAUAUCUUGAUUGUUUCUAUCUAUGUGGACGAUAUAGUCUACACUGGCAGUUGCAAAUCAAUUCUGGAAGAGUUCAAGGAAUACAUGAAAAUGAAGUAUGAGAUGACAGAUUCGGGACUUCUUCACCACUUCCUCGGAAUGAGAGUGAUUCAAACUAACUCUAGCAUCUUCAUUCACCAGAAGAAGUAUGCAAGUUCUUUACUGAGUAAGUUUGGAUUAAAUGAAGCAAAGACCAUCACAACUCCUCUUGUAGCUACUGAGAAGUUAUCUAAAGAUGAUGGAAAUGGAUCUACGAGUGAGGAAAGGUAUAGAAGCACUAUGGGAAGCCUUCUAUAUCUCACUACUACAAGGCCAGAUAUAAUGCAUGCAGCAAGUUUAUUGGCAAGAUUUAUGCACUGUCCUACCAAUAAACACUAUGGAAUUGCAAAGAGAGUACUCAGAUACAUCAAGGGAACUUUGGAUUAUAGCCUGGAGUAUGUGAAGGGAAGGAAAGCUUGUUUAAUCGGCUUCUGUGAUAGUGAUUAG